Messenger RNA from Amoebophrya sp. A25, 2137 nucleotides. NCBI's taxonomy places the organism in Eukaryota, Dinophyceae, Syndiniales, Amoebophryaceae. The record is from the annotation of a GenBank genome assembly.
CCAAAGCAUGCGCUGAACAGUGUUUUGCAUUAUUUGACUCGUGGCGAUUGGGAUAAGCUGAUCCAAGAUCGGGAAACUGCCUGUAUGAUGAUGCGGCUGCCAUUGGACUAUUAUCACCGAGUUUUACAACACUUUUUCCCCCGAGUGGAGUGUCGCUAUGGUGCCGACGUCGCAACGGCUCUAGCCACUGGUGACCGCAAGCGCAAUAGAGCGGCCAUUCGUGCUGCAAAUGGAAAGGAAGAGCGUGGUUCAUCUUCGAAAAACGGAAAUGCAUCAAGUAAUACAAACACGUCCUCUCCCGCUGGGGUAAAGAAAACCUCUAGUACUGGUGUUGGAGGAAAUUCCACGACGAAUAAUGUUGGGCUUGGCAAGGGAGAUGCCGCGCAGGUAUCUGCUGAACAACAAAGUAUCGAUUUGUCGCAGCUGGACUGGGUUAUUGUUUUGGUGAACGGUCACUAUUUGGCCUUCGUUCGAGCCGAUGGACCUAUUCAAACACCAGAAAAGGGUUCAAAAUCGAAUCCUCUCUCUGCUAAACAAGGGAUGGGAAAAAACGAUUCCAAGAACCAGUGGUGGGUGAAUCUCGACAGCAUGGACGUUUCGAGCUUUCCGCGACAGCCCAAUACGGAAGAGUUGAAAAACCUGAAAGGGGAAGUGACGAUGGAGCAAAUCACUGGGAGAUUCAAUAGUGGAUCACCAAAAACGCCCACACGAGGAGGAACUUCAUCGAACAAUGAAAAAAAUCUGUCUACUACUGAAGAUUUGGAUGACAUGAAUGGGUCUGGUGUGUAUGUUUUCUUUGACCCGACGUGUUCUUUUCCAUUAGACGCUUCACGAUUCGUGAGCAGCUGCCUCGUCCACGUAGAUCGAAACCCCUUGCGCAAGAUUUCCGAAACAGCAAACCGGUCAGUCAGUCCCCGACAUGCUCUGCGACCCAAGCGCUCUGGAACUAGUUCAGCCAGUAGUUCCAGCACAUCAUCGACGACCGUGAGCAGUUCGGUAAAGCUUUCUCCGGCUACCUAUGCAGCACUAGCUGCGUCAAAGAACGCCUUUGGGCCAACUGUGCCCGUGGCGGCUCCAGCUGCACCGACCAGUGCUAAUUCAAAAAAUGCUGGAGAACAAGAAUCCACCUCUACUACUUCUGUCAUCUCUACAAAACAAGAUAGUCAUGGUGCUCCAGCUACCAGGACUGCUCUUGACACCAGCAAGAACGGCAAUGAAAAUCUCGCACGCACGGCGAAAGAUGGGCCAUCGAACCCGACUAUUUCGAAUACAAAAGUUGGCGCGGCCUCUACAAACGCAGAUAUUAAGACAAGCAGCGCUUCUGGAAAUACAAGUAAGCAGGUGGGUACAAGCAAAGAUGCCACUUCCGCGGCUGGUAAGUGGUUGGCAGCUUCUGCGGACAAAGGAAAGGGCUCAGGGAAAGGGACAAUUUCAUUGGGAAAAUUCGAGAAUGUUUCGGGUCGACAUUCGCAGUUUACAGCAACGGCGGAGGAGGAACGCAAGGAGAGAUACAAGAAAAUGAUGACGCCCGCAUCUCCAGACGCACGAAAAGGUUUCGCAUGGAAAUAGUGUGGUGGAUAUUCAUCAAGAUGUGAAGUGUAGGAUGAGACUGCUGCCUACAGGCGAGUGAUGCUACGCCUUGUUGCCGUUUUAUGCUCGUUAGAAUUAGGGAGCACGAAGUAGACGCCUAAGUGAGAUUGGUGACCACGGGUGGUUAUAUAUAAUGAGUUGGAAUUGGAUGAUGAUGAUGAUGAUUCCAUUUAAAUGGAUCUUCAAAUUACGCAGAACUGUUUUUUCGAGCACUAAGUAAACAAUCCACUGUCCGGGAAAGCAGUAUUUGAAAAACGAGGGACCGUAGCUGUGCGUGUGCCGCAUAUUAGAAAUGAUAAUGAACCGAAAGUAAGAAGUACCUGUAGCUAUUGCACAGCCAUCUUUAACUUUCAGGGCAGUAGUGCACGAGAACUGAAGUGGAUGUCGCUUGAAUAUUUUUACAGGAUUUAUUGUAUGUAUGAAAUGCAUAGUUGAGUCCGCCUGUUAGAAGAAGUGCAAUUUUUCGCCCUUGGGAUGCCAUCGCUUCUGUUCCCUACAUACUACAACCACCAAUUUGGCGAUGAUGAUCAUUGUAAGAAAGUGCAAG